Molecule: messenger RNA, 3434 nt
Organism: Papaver somniferum (opium poppy)
Lineage: Eukaryota; Viridiplantae; Streptophyta; Magnoliopsida; Ranunculales; Papaveraceae
Exons: 4
Coding region: 1266-1697 (143 amino acids)
Source: RefSeq, a predicted model, not a curated record
UCUUCCUUCGGAUUCACCAUGACCCUGAUUUUAACACUCGAUUACUAUAUACAAGUAAGUGAUACUCUGCUUCUUCUCUUCCCUUUUAGAUUUUCGUUUUUGGGAUCCUUCUUGCUUCGGCUUUGGUUAACUGUCAUUGAUCGCCAUUGAUGUUGUUGAAUGACUGCAUACGUUAUUUGAAUCUUUCGUCGUGCUCUCCAUGUUGUAUGAGAGUUUGGAUUUGUCUUUAUUUCGCAUUUCGAUGUUGAUUCUGUCAUGCCUAUUCUUUGUCUGCAACUUUAUCCAUGGUGAUGGAUAACUUUUGAUUUCAUCUUAUGAUGAGUUUAUUUCGCCUUCCUUGGUUGGAUUAGUUAAACCCAUGCCCAUAGUAUGCUUGUUUUUGCCCCCAAUUUGCUCUUGAGUCGACUGUGAUUUUCAAUCCGCCAUUGUUGACGGGAUGUUCUUCCUGUUGGUGUUAGGGAUAAUGAGACUUCCGAAGAAACCUAGCAUAAGGAUACGAGGCCUAGAUCAUCUGCUAGCCUCCUCGGCGCAUGGAUCAUCCUGAUUCUAUGCCUUCUCCUCCUCCUGAGAAAACUGAGGUACUUGCUGGUACUGAGAUGGUUGUGGUCCCGGAGGCUGCUGUGGAUCUUGAGGCUAUUCCGCACUCUGAUGCAGGAGAGGUUUCCGUUGAGGUUCUUCCUCCUCCUCCACCCCACUACGAACUCCAGAGACUGCAGCUUUCUGACAAAGAUAACUUCACUCAUUUGUCUUUGGCUGAAAUCUCCAAGUCUUUUCGUCUUCAUAAAUUUCAGAUCUCCUUUGUUGAUAGCCCUGACGUGCUUACGGAGUCUUUGAUCCAGAGAUUUCCUUAUGAUGAGAAUAAUUUGUUGAUCAGUGUUGGUCAGUUGGCCGCAGGUCUGCUCCUACCCUUGUAUAGUAGAAAGGGUCCUUUCUACUAUGAUGUUUUAUCCAAUAGGGAUGACCAAACAAACAAAACUCAGGUCCGAAGGGUAGAACAGUAUAAUAGUAAUUAUUGGCGUGCCCUUCGCGAGUCUUGGUAACGUAGCAAGGUUAAUACUACUUAGAAGUCUUAUGAACCUUUUGCUCCGGGGAGAUCUAAGCAAGAGGAUUAUACUCCUGCCAAUUUCAACGCCACCUAUGUCGGCGCCAUUCAGAGAAGUAGUCUUCUUCUUUGGAGUGUUGGUCCUCGUCGUAUUCAUGUUACUGCUAAGCAUAUUAGGGAAGCUAAUACGCUUCGUUUGUUGGAGGAAAUCGACAAGACUGGGAUGACUGUCAUUACUUACUCUUCCAAGCUUCCGUUGCCGAAGGCUGAUCGCAUUCGAAAGGAUCAUGAUGAUCGUUGGACUCGUACACCCCUUCAUAUUAUUGGUCCCUGGGCUUAUGUCUUUACCUAUGCAUACCCCAAUGUUCCUCGUACAGCUUCGUCCUUGCCUGCUAAGUAUGAUGGAAAUCAGCCUUGGGUCUUCAACCCUGCUACUUACGAGCCUGCCCCUACUUCUUCAGCUGGGACUGCUCCGGGCUCUGCUAGUAAUUCUGUAACUGCUAGGACAAGAAAAAGGAGGGCUUCGUCUGAAGCUGCCAACACACCUGUGGAGGCUUCCGGGAAGAAGGGCAAGUUGAAAGCCGUGAUUGAUGUUGAUGAGUCUGAUGAGGACCCCGAGGUUGGUGAGGAAGAGCCUGAUGACCAGGACAUGUAGGACAGUGAGGAUACUGGCCCCAGUCCUCAUUUGGAUGAUAUGGAGGAAAAUUUUUCCAAGGAGAACCCCAGUCUCAUCCGUGCUGGCUCAAUGGAGGGUGAGAACCUCGUAGCUGGUGGUGAUGAUCCAUUUGUUAACCAUGUUAGUGUUCAAGCUCCAGCUCCUACUUUGUCUCCAAAGGUACCCUCGUUUUCUGCCUGUGGCGUAGCAUUGCAUGUUAUCUCGGCCACUAUUGGAGUUGUUGUUGUAGCUUCCAAGAGUCUUCCUUCGUCUCAUGCUACUUCGUUUCAAUCAAGUGGUUCGUUUUCUAAGGUUGUUACCCCGGUGGUAAGGGUUAAAAUCUCAGAUUCUCAGCCGAAGAAGAAGGUUGUGAUUUCACUGGGCAUCUUCUCCUUCAAUGCUAUGCCACCCUUGUUACGGAGCGCUCAAUCUGUUUCUAUUGCCCCUGUUAGAAAAGCUGUUGGACCUCCGCCUUCGUCACCAGACUAGACCGUACUGGGUAAUCUUCCUUCUGCUAGUGAUAUGGACUUAGGUGGUGCUCAAGAUUUUUCUUCAGUUCCCAGCUCAUCCACCAUGUCGUCUCUUCAUCGUGGUGAGGGCUCAGUAAUUGUGCCCCAUGUUCGCUCUCAAGAGAUUGACGGAGUUGUUGCUGAGUCUAGCAAGGGUAAGAUUCUUGAGAGCUUGAUCCUUGGUAGUUCUGAUGAUGCUAUUCUUAAAGCCAUUCUGCGGACUCGAAGGGCCCCUUUUCUGCUGAGGUUGAUCGUCAUCACCUGGAUAGCUCUUUUGAGGUGGCUUCGCAGUUGGAUGUGAUGUCUGCUCAAAAUCGUACGGCUAAGGAUCUCUUCUUUGAUCCGGAAUGCCUUCGCUCCAGUCAGAGCUUCGGUGAAAUCCGCAAGGGUAGCAUCCAAGAGAUAGAGUCUUUCAUCGGCACAUACGCUGAUUUCCUUCCCCAUCUCUCCGCGUUCUCAUUAAGUGAUUCUUACCUUAACGCUUCGCCUUUUGUUUUGAUUCUUCAUCUGUUCUUAUACUUCUUUGUUUGCAUCUUUGCAAACAGAUAGAUGUUAGUUGUACCAUGUUCAAGUUUUAUAGGGCUAAGUGUACUCACUUAAGUCCUCUGUUGGAGCGUGCUCGUCAAGAAUAUGCCCUUGUUAGCACACAACAACCUUCGUCUAGUGAUGUUGCUUCUGCUUCUAAGAUAUCUUCGUUGGUGGAUGACCUGAGGAAGACUCAGAGAUCCCUGGAGGCUUGUCUGUUGGCUCUUGGGACAAUGCUGCCAAAGUUGUUGAGGAUGGGCACAAGGCUGUUGAUUCUGCCUUAGCUGUUGAGUCCUCUAAAGCCAUAGGUCUCAAGGAACAGCUGGUUGGUGCAAAUGCCAAGAUCAAUUGUCUCGAUGGCCAGAUAUCCUCGAUGAAGAUAUCCCGUCAAUUUGACGUUGCUGCUAAGUUCAAGGCCGAGGCUUUUCAGCAAGCUAAUGAUCAGCUUAAUGCUCAAGUGACGGAGCUUCGUCAGAAGUUGGAUUCGGAUCUAGAGGUUCAGUCUUCUCAAAUGAAGAUACAAUAUGAGCGUUCAACCAUUGAUUACAUCAACGUUGCCUUUGCGGAAGCUGAGUUACAAGCUGAAGGAGUUAUCCUUCCUCGUCUUCCUUACCCUUGAUCUUGUCGUGUCUAGUAUAUCUUAACUGAACUUUUUGUUGUAUUAUUCCCCCAGUUGGGGCCUUUGUUAUGGUUUGAGCCUUUG